UUUGUUUCCAUAUUAGGGGGCCAGUCUCAAGAGGUGGCUGCUAUCAUAACUAAUUCCCCUGUUUUAAAAGCAGAAAAGACACUCCAGUGUUUUCUGUGUAAACAUUCCCCCUUUCCAUGCAUCCCCCCACUGGUUCCUGUAACAAUCAUUGGCAACUUUUGAUUGUGAUUGUAAGGAAGCUUGAAGUUCAACAGCUCCAGUAGUAGCAGCUGCAAAACCAGUUCACCAUGGAGUUAACUCCAAGAUCCUUAACUCCAAGAUCCUUGACUCCAAGAUCCUUGACACCAAGAUCAUUGACACCAAGAUCCAUAACUCCACUUUCCUUAACCCCAAGAGCUUUGACUCCAAGAGGGAUAACUCAAGGCCAUGGCUUCACCUUUGACAGAGAUGCUGACUCUUUUGUUGAGGAAGAUAGGGAGCUUCAGUCAAAGUGGGCUGCUAUUGAGAAACUUCCCACUUUCAAAAGAAUUCAAACUUCUUUUGUUGAUGUUACUCAGGAGGAGGGUGUAGGCACCAGCAAAGAAGCAGAUGGCAGAAGGGUAAUUGAUGUCACCAAGCUUGGAGCGGUGGAGAAGCGUUUGUUCAUAGAUAAGCUCAUUAGGCACAUUGAAAAUGAUAAUCUUCAACUUCUGCAGAAACUCAGAGAAAGGAUGGACAGAGUCAAUGUGAAGUUACCUACUGUGGAGGUCAAAUACAAGAACCUAAAUGUAGAAGCAGAAUAUGAGGUUGUUCAAGGGAAGCCACUCCCUACUCUAUGGAACUCUUUUUCCAGCUUUUUGUCAGGUUUCAUGAAAACUAUAUCAUGCACUUCACAAGGAGCCAGUAUAAGCAUUCUGAAUGAUGUCAGUGGCAUCAUAAAGCCAGCAAGGCUUACUCUUCUUCUUGGUCCACCCGGCUGUGGGAAAACAACCUUGUUAUUGGCAUUGGCUGGAAAGCUAGAGCAAUCUCUCAAGGUUUCUGGAGAAAUCUCUUACAAUGGUCACAAGCUAGAUGAAUUUGUCCCUCAAAAAACAUCAGCUUACAUUAGCCAGUAUGACCUGCACAUUCCUGAGAUGACAGUGAGAGAAACAAUUGACUUUUCAGCACGCUGUCAAGGGGUUGGAAGCAGAGCUGAUAUAUUGGCUGAACUCAACAGGAGAGAAGAAGAAGAAGGAGUCAUCCCUGACCCAGAUAUUGAUACCUAUAUGAAGGCAAUUGCAGUUGAGGGACAAAGCGAAAAUCUUCAAACGGAAUAUGUUUUAAAGAUUCUUGGACUGGAUAUGUGUGCUGACAUACUGAUUGGUGAUGCACUAGAGAGAGGCAUUUCAGGUGGACAGAAGAAAAGGCUAACUACAGGUGAGAUGAUUGUUGGUCCCAUAAAAGCUCUUUUCAUGGAUGAAAUAUCAACUGGCUUAGAUAGCUCCACAACCUUUCAAAUAGUUACAUGUCUCCAGCAAUUGGCACAUCUCACAGAUUCUACUGCAGUUCUUUCACUCCUUCAACCAGCACCGGAAACCUUUGAGCUAUUUGAUGAUCUUAUAUUGAUGGCAGAGGGGAAGAUAGUAUACCAUGGUCCCUGCCAUCAAGCAAUUCAAUUUUUUAGGGAUUGUGGUUUCUGGUGCCCAGAAAGAAAAGGAGUGGCAGACUUCCUUCAAGAGGUCAUUUCUAAGAAAGAUCAAAGGCAAUACUGGUACCGCACAGAUAUUCCUUACACUUAUGUUUCAGUGGAUGAAUUCGCUGAAAUCUUCAAAACAAGUUACUGGGGACGAAUGUUAAACGCUGAGCUCUCACAGCCAUAUAAUAAAUCUCAAUCCCAUGAGAAAUCUUUAUCAUUUAGCAAGUACUCCUUGGGAAAAUGGGACUUGUUUAAAGCUUGUAUGAAGAGGGAGCUUCUUCUCAUGAACCGAAACUCAUUCAUCUAUAUAUUCAAAACUGUACAGCUUACAAUCACUGCAAUUAUAACAAUGACCGUCUUCUUACGCACUCAGCUGACUGUGGACUUAAUUGGAGCAAACUAUUUAUUAGGUUCACUGUACUAUACUCUUGUCCGCCUCAUGACUAAUGGAGUUGCUGAGUUGAUCAUGACAAUUACAAGACUUCCUGUUGUUUAUAAGCAGAAGGCGUUCUAUCUAUAUCCAGCUUGGGCUUACUGUCUUCCAUCUUGCAUUAUAAAGAUUCCUUUUUCAGUUCUUGAUUCUAUUGUUUGGACAUCAGUAACAUAUUAUGUUAUAGGCUACAGCCCUGAAAUAACAAGGUUCUUGCGCAUGUUUAUUUUGCUUGUCACUCUGCACAUGUCAUCAACCUCUAUGUGUCGUUUCCUCGCCUCAGUUUUCAAAACUGAUGUUGCAGCUACAACUGUCGGUUCCCUGGUCUUAGUACUCAUGUUCUUGUUUGGAGGCUUUAUUCUUCCAAGACCAUCGUUACCAAAGUGGUUGAGGUGGGCCUUCUGGCUUUCUCCCAUGACAUAUGGGGAAAUAGGAAUAACACUAAAUGAAUUUCUCGCCCCUCGCUGGGAGAAGAUCCAAAAUGGUAACAAUGUUACCAUAGGAAGGGAGGUUCUUAAGAGUCAUGGUUUAGAUUUUGAUGGCAACUUCUUCUGGAUAUCAGUUGGAGCCCUACUUGGUUUCGCAGUAGUAUUUGAUAUUGGAUUUAUCUUAGCAUUAACUUACUUAAAAGAGCCUAAGCCAUCUCGAGCUAUAGUUUCAAAGAAGAAGCUCUCUCAGCUAAGGGGAGGAGACGAAAGCAAUAAUGUGGACCUAAAAAAUAAGUCGGUUACAGUUGAUAUUAGCAAAACAUCAAAGCAAACUCAAAGUGCAGGAAAAAUGGUCUUGCCGUUUGAGCCACUGACAAUAGCAUUUAAGGAUGUCCAGUAUUUUGUUGAAACUCCUCCGGAGAUGAGAAAACAUGGUUCCGAUGAGAAAAGACUACAAUUGCUCCGUGAUGUCACAGGUGCCUUCAGGCCAGGAGUUCUUACUGCAUUGAUGGGAGUCAGUGGAGCAGGGAAAACAACUCUGAUGGAUGUCCUUUCAGGAAGAAAAACUGGUGGUACCAUUGAAGGAGAUAUAAGAAUUGGAGGAUAUCCCAAAGUGCAGAAGACAUUUGCAAGAGUUUCAGGUUACUGUGAACAGAAUGACAUACAUUCUCCAUAUAUAACAGUUGAAGAAUCUGUCAGAUUCUCUGCUUGGUUGCGUUUGCCAAUGGAGGUUGAUUCAGCCACAAAAGGCAAAUUUGUGGAAGAAGUCCUUGAAACAAUUGAACUUGAUGAUAUAAAAGAUUCUUUAGUUGGCAUCCCUGGCCUAAGUGGCUUAUCUACCGAACAGCGCAAAAGGCUAACCAUUGCAGUGGAGCUUGUUUCGAACCCAUCAAUAAUAUUCAUGGAUGAACCUACAUCAGGUUUGGACGCCCGAGCAGCAGCGGUUGUUAUACGUGCAGUGAAAAAUGUCGUUGGGACGGGCAGGACCACAGUUUGCACCAUCCACCAACCAAGCAUUGACAUAUUUGAGACAUUUGAUGAGUUGAUUCUAAUGAAAUCUGGAGGACAGAUUAUUUAUAAUGGAAUGCUAGGCUAUCAUUCAAGCAGACUAAUUGAAUAUUUCCAGGGUAUACCUGGAGUUCCAAAGAUCAAGGACAAUUACAAUCCUGCAACCUGGAUGAUGGAAGCUACUUCUGCAUCAGUAGAAGAAGAACUUCAAGUAGAUUUUGCAAAAAUCUAUAAAGAAUCAAACCUUUACUGGGAAACCCUUGAUUUGGUGAAUCUUUUAAGUGAACCAGCGCCAAGUUCGACAGACUUGCACUUUUCAACUCCCUUCGCACAAAAUAACUUGGGGCAGUUUAUGGCAUGCCUAUGGAAGCAACACUUGUCCUAUUGGAGAAGUCCAGAGUACAACUUAACACGUUUCAUAUUCAUGGUUGUUGCAGCAGUAAUAUUUGGGGCCGUAUUUUGGCAGAAAGGGAAUGAAAUAAACAAUCAGCAGGAUUUGUUCAAUGUUUUUGGAUCAAUGUACAUUGCUGUAAUAUUCUUGGGCAUAAAUUAUUGUUCAACCAUUCUACCUUAUGUGGCAACUGAGCGCGCUGUCUUGUAUCGAGAAAAAUUUGCUGGAAUGUAUUCUUCCAUGGCUUAUUCAUUUGCACAGGUGGCCAUUGAAAUACCAUAUAUCUUAGUGCAAGCAAUUUUAUAUGUGUCUAUCACAUAUCCAAUGAUAGGUUUCUAUUGGUCAGCUCCGAAAUUCUUUUGGUACUUCUACACCACAUUCUGCACAUUUUUGUACUUUGUGUAUCUAGGAAUGCUGAUAACAUCGAUAAGUGCAAAUCUCGAUCUAGCUUCUGUAUUGUCAACUGCAGUCUACACCAUAUUCAAUCUCUUUUCUGGAUUUCUCAUGCCAGGACCGAAAAUUCCUAAAUGGUGGGUGUGGUGCUACUGGAUAUGCCCUACAGCUUGGUCCUUGAAUGGCCUCCUGACUUCACAAUAUGGAGACUUAGACAAGGAGAUACUCAUAUUUGGGGAGCAAAAAUCAGUUGGUUCCUUUUUAAAAGAUUACUAUGGGUUCAGACAUGACAGACUAAGUGUUGUGGCUGUGGUGCUCAUUGCUUAUCCAAUUAUCUAUGCCUCUCUCUUUGCCUAUUGCAUAGGUAAAGUGAAUUACCAAAGAAGAUAGAUACAGAUGAGAUUGCUUCUUCUGCAGUAUAGCAACUACAAUUUUCAUGUAUAGAAAUAUAGAAGUCAAGACUACAUCAAUGAGCAUAAGCUUUCACAAUAAACAUACAAUAUUGAGAUUUUUACAUUUUUUUUGGGUAUUAAAUGAUGGACAUUAGGUUAUUUAUUUUAUUAUGUAUUUAAGGUUUUUGGUUUGGGUUAUUCAUCGUUUUUUGGUAUUGUAGAAUUUUAUUUUAUUGAAAGUUAUCUUAUUCUAGUCUGAAAUAGGCAUAGGGAAUAGGUUGGCUGUAUUGGGAAACUUAUUUAUUUAUUUUCAUUUGAAAAGCAUUUUAAAACUUGAAUUGGAGUAGCAUUUUGUA
Messenger RNA from Lotus japonicus, 4992 nucleotides. Its product is annotated as pleiotropic drug resistance protein 3-like. NCBI's taxonomy places the organism in Eukaryota, Viridiplantae, Streptophyta, Magnoliopsida, Fabales, Fabaceae. Bases 228 to 4634 code for a protein of 1468 amino acids. Gene Ontology annotation, molecular function: ATP binding; ATP hydrolysis activity; ABC-type transporter activity. The record is from RefSeq and is a predicted model, not a curated record. Gene Ontology annotation, cellular component: membrane. The transcript has 24 exons.